Dendroctonus ponderosae (mountain pine beetle) is the source of this 1350-nucleotide messenger RNA. It is a transcript of the gene Nmdmc, whose product is annotated as bifunctional methylenetetrahydrofolate dehydrogenase/cyclohydrolase, mitochondrial. The record is from RefSeq and is a predicted model, not a curated record. The coding region runs from base 252 to 1262 and encodes 336 amino acids. The transcript is spliced from 6 exons. Gene Ontology annotation, biological process: tetrahydrofolate interconversion. Gene Ontology annotation, molecular function: methylenetetrahydrofolate dehydrogenase (NAD+) activity; methenyltetrahydrofolate cyclohydrolase activity; methylenetetrahydrofolate dehydrogenase (NADP+) activity. Gene Ontology annotation, cellular component: mitochondrion. Lineage: Eukaryota; Metazoa; Arthropoda; Insecta; Coleoptera; Curculionidae.
AGUGAAAACUUCCUUUGCCCUUAACUUGGCUUCAGCAGAGAUUUAUCGCUAUAUUAUUUGAACCUUGUGAAAUAGUUUAUGUGCUGCAAUUAAUGUUGCUGUUUCCAUAAUUAUCCAUAACACGAAUAUAUAAAAAAUAAUUAAUAUUUCUUUCACUAUAAGUUCAUAACCUGAAAUAUUUCUAGAAUUUGGUAUUACCUAGAAGGCCUGCAAAGGAUGAAAUUGAUAUUGAUAUUUAACAGGAACUUAAUAUGAUUGUGAUCCCAAGAAUAGCAAAUGUAACGCUGAAACGAUUUUCAUGUAAAUUAAAUAGGCCCAUGCAUGUUCGAUCUUGCCUUAGCGAUUGCAAGAAAGCAGCUAAACUUAUUGAUGGAAAGAAAAUUGCUCAGGAAAUUCGAACAGAAGUUAAAGCGCAAGUGGAGGAAUGGGUUAAGCAGGGCCAUCGCAAUCCAUGUCUAAUCGCUAUAUUAGUCGGAGAGGACCCAGCAAGUGAAAAAUAUGUAGCAAACAAAAUGAUAGCGGCAAAAGAAGUUGGAAUCAAUUCACAAACAAUACGGUUACCGAAUACUACAACCGAAUCAGAAGUCAUCGACAAAAUACAUAAACUCAACCAUGAUUCGUCUGUUGAUGGUAUUCUAGUGCAGUUGCCAGUACCCGCGCAUAUUUGUGAGCGAAAUGUAUGCAAUGCUGUUGAUCCUUUGAAAGAUGUUGAUGGAUUUCAUACAACAAAUAUUGGUAGAUUAACGCUGAAUACCGAUACGUUUGUUCCUGCGACUGCUUUGGCUGUUUAUGAACUAAUAAAACGGUAUAAAAUUGACACCUUUGGAAAAAAUGUGGUGGUCUGUGGUCGUUCUAAAAACGUAGGACUUCCAAUCGCCAUUCUUCUACAUUCCGAUGCUAAUAAUGAAUUACCCGGCUGCGAAGCUACGGUAACAAUAUGCCAUCGUCACACUCCACCUGAAGAACUAGCAUUUUUCGCCAAACGAGCCGAUAUUAUAAUAAGUGCUACAGGAGUAGUAAAUUUGAUUAAACCAGAAAUGGUUAAGCCUGGCGCAUGUAUUAUUGAUGUAGGAAUUACUAGAAUAACCACAGAGAACGGCAAAACGAAACUAGUUGGAGAUGUGGACUUUGAAGGUGUAAGUAAAAUAGCCGGGUAUAUAACUCCGGUACCCGGAGGAGUUGGACCAAUGACUGUGGCAAUGCUGAUGUUUAACACGUAUAAGGCAGCCAAGCAUACCAUCCACUCUAUAUGCAGUGAAUAACAGCAUUAUUUCAAUUUCACCUAUUUAUUUAUUGUACAACUUCAGUAUUAUAGUUGUAUGAAUAAAAUUGAACAAACAAUUUUAAAAA